Schistosoma rodhaini is the source of this 4712-nucleotide messenger RNA. Lineage: Eukaryota; Metazoa; Platyhelminthes; Trematoda; Strigeidida; Schistosomatidae. The record is from the annotation of a GenBank genome assembly.
GUCAGCAUCCAAUGUCGAACACUCACAGAGCUAUUGAUUUUGGGGAUUUAUUUACCGUUACACUCUCAAGACUGGAAAUUAAAGUUCCAGUCAAAUGGUUCGAAUGGUUGAGUUUUAAAAUAAUUCAGACAGUCAGCGGAGCGUUCGUUCAUCUGCUUAACUGAAAAUUCAUGGCAUAUUAUAUUUCAGACUCAAAGAACAAUCCUUAGCUAUGUUUCUGUUUAACAGUCAUUGAAACUAUCAUCUAAAGUAAAGAGGUCCCUUCGAAACAGCGCGUUACGGUCCUCACCGGUCUCCGUUUAGUGUAUUUGGUUAGUUUCGCCAAUUUUCUUGCGCAUUAUACCAAAUUUCUUAGUUCUCUGUCAAAAGUAACACAAAUAACAGUCUCCAUAAAUUCGUAAUGCAAGGAACUGUUUUCAAUUGAUCUGUGGAAUAAUUCUGAUUUAUUUUGUGGAGUUAACAAUUAUGUUAUCGCCUAAUUCGAAUCACGAAAAAACACCUGUACGUGAAAAUUUUCUUAGCAAUACAACCGAUAACUUCAUCAAACCUUCUUUACCUCCGUUUAUUUCAAAUAUUUUAGACCAGUUAACCGAUAACGAACUUAAAUGUCGUUUAGAAUCUGUCUUGUUAGACAGAGAAUCGGAACUAUUAGAAUCUCAGUCAGCCUGUAAGGAUGCACAGAAUGAGGCUGUAGAGUCACGGAAACAGUUAGUCAAACUUGAACUAGAAUUGGCAAAUAUUAAAAGCGCCGCGGAAAUGUUAAUGACUGAACAUGAGGAUGCCUUAUUAACCUUGAAAAAACAGUAUGAUGAAGAAUUGUCCUCGCUGCUGAUAGCUUCUGAACAGGGUUAUUUGCAUCAGUUUAUAGAUGGUCAGUGUUCAAGCGAUUCAUCACCAACUGAAAAUGAGAAUUGUCCAACCUCCAAAUCAUCACUUCUUAUCACUGAAAAAAAGUCAGCUCAAAGUUUAGCUAAUCAGGCAUUGGAUAAAGUAGAGAAAUUAGUUCGACGUGUUGGUCAUAAAGCACUAACAAAUAAUUUUAUUUUAAAUAAAUCCACUGUUUCAUCUUUUUGGCCAAAUCAUGACAUUGGUUCAAACAAAGAGGAGGAUAAUGAUGAUGACUAUGUACGAGCAAUAGUUGAACCUUAUGAAACAGAAAUUACACGUCUACAGCAAAUUUUGAUCAAUGCUUCGAUUCCAUUCACUAGGUCAACAUUACAUCCUAAUUCAGCAACAAGUUAUAAAUUAUCAGAAGGGAAAAUUGUCAACAAAAGUUUUCAUAAUUCAAAUAUGAAGAUAGAAGUUUCUGGAAACAGUAUUGAUAAUAAUAACAAUAAUAAUAACAGUAAUACUGAUAAUGUGGUUGAUCCUGGUAGUAAUCCAAGUAAUCUAAUUAAGCGAUCAUGUGACCAAAUAGCAGAAAAACAUUCUGUGCACAAAUCACCCGAUAAUUGUAAUGAUCAUGUCAAUUCUGAUGAUGAUGAUGAUGAAAAUACUCAAUCGACUGUUGUCACACAAUCAAUAUGUGAUCAUUCUACAUCUUUUGAAGGGCAAAUCUACCUAACCGAUACAAUGAAAAAUUUACAAAAGCAGCUUUACACAGUUAAAAAUGAAUUAGAUUUGAAAAACCACGCUUUGAAAGUUGCUACAAAUCGUCAGUUAGAGUUGGAAAAUACCCUUAAAACUCAAGUUUUUGAACAAACAUCUAAAAUAGAGAAAAUUAGUACAAUUUCUAAUCAGUUGGGUCAACAAUUAGAUGAUUUGAUGUUAAAUUACAAAUCUUAUCGUGAAACAACUGAAAAAGAAAUAUCCACUUUAUUAUUUGAGCGCAAAAUUGCUAGUUCAAAUCUAGAAAUUCUUCGUUCACAUUAUGAUGCACUCGUUGGUAGACGUUCACAAGCUGCUAUUGAAUUAAGUAGACAACCAAUACAAUUACCAAAUGAAAAAGAUGAAUUAGAACAUUUGGCGUUAAAAUUAUAUGAAGAAAACUUAUCAUUUCGUGAAGCACGUGAUCAUUUAGAGGAAUGCUUAAAGAAGGAGACUGAAACUCACAGAGAACAGCUAGCAAAUGAACAACAAGAGCGUAUUAAUUUUGAAUCGUCAAUUCUACAAGAAUUGGAAGAAGCACGUAGACGUCUUGCGGAUCUUGUCAAUAUUACAACUGAACGUGAUAAUGAAACUGUUCUAAGACAGAAAUGUGAAGAUGAAUUAAAAAUUUCCAAAUCUAAGUUGAAUGAAUUACAGGCUAAAUAUGAACUAACUGAAACUAAUUUAACUGAAGCUCAGAAAAGAAUUAUUGAUCUGCAAGAUCAAGUUAUUCGGUUGCAAAAUGAUUUAGACAAUGUGGAAUCGGUUCAAGCUGAUUUUGUUCGUUUGUCACAAAAUUUACAAGUCCAACUGGAAAGAUUAAGACAACAAGAUCAAGAAGUAAGAUGGAUCAGUCCAGAUGAUGUGACCAACUGUUUUUCGUGUAAUUCACCAUUUCCAAUGGGAAUUUCCAAUAGUAAUAGUUCGAAAAAAAUCAAUUGUCGUCAUUGUGGUAAAGUUCAUUGUUCCAAUUGUACAAAGAAUACUAUGCCAGCUGGACCAUUUGGUCAUCCGGCUGUUGUAUGUGAUGUAUGCCAUACAUUGUUGAAUAAAAAUAUUGCCCCGUAUUUCAGCACAACAUCAUUAAAUACUAAUAAUAAUAGUAAUAGCAAUCAAAAGGAUCACUUUCCAUCUUCUAAACGUUUCAGUCUGUCAUCUCCUACACAAUCCUCAACUAGUCUAUUAACUAAACCUUAAUCACACUUACUCAUUAUUUAUCCCUUCAUAAUAUCAAAUUACUAGUGUUUUGUUUCUGCUCUUUCUUUUAAAUUUCUCUUCUAAUCUAAAUGAUCUAUAAUAAAUUGUUUGAACAGUCAUAAAUUAAUUGCAUAAUCUUUACUCUUUUUCUUACUUCACUUCCUUCACAGUGUACACACAAAUGAAUUGUUACAUUUUAUUUCGUCUUUUUUAUGUAUUUAUUACUGUCUUAAUGUUUACUAUAUACUUUUUUGGAUUAUUUCUUCAUGUAGACUUGUACGUGUGUGUGUGUGUGUGUGUGUGUGAAUCCCAUACGCAAAUGAGUUUGUGUUCAUGUGUUGGCAGAUAUCGUCAUAUAACCGUGUUUUUUUGUUUGUUUCUUUGUAUGAACUCAAUCAAGUUUGUUUAUGUUACUUUUGGUUUAUUCAUUUAAAUAUUGACUGUACCAUCUUAUCAUUAUGCAUACAUGUCUUUCAAACUAAAAGUUUUUGUCCGUUCAUUCGGUUUUCUUCAUAAGCAAGAUGUACUACUGUGUUUUCAUUUCAGUAGUAUAAAAUAUAUAUUCACAAAAUAUGUAUACACAUUAGUUUGCCUAUAAAAGUAUCAGCAUGAAACUUAUCAAUUAUUCUAUUCAUACUAAACAUCAUAAAAAACUAUUCCAUUCUUAAUUAUUUAUCUAUUUUUCGAUAUGUUGAUUAUGUUUAUACAUGAUCGUGUGUCAACCAUUUUUGACAGUUUAUAUGAUAAUGUGAACAAAACAACAAUGCUAAACAUUUCUGUAGGUUUGUAUGAAUUUAAUUCAUUUCUAACUUUUUAAAUCGCUAGCUGGGGAAAAAACAGGCUUAACAGGGGAAUUUAAAUAGGCAGAAGUGAAACGUGUCCGUCGAUUGCAUAGGUGUGUGUAAUAAAGUAUAAAUUUACAAGUCAACUAUAUCUGUUUUCUUUUUUAUGUUCUGUCUCGACAAAAUCCUCACAUGCUUUCUGCUACUGACAAUAUCGGUAUUUGUUAUGAUUAUUUGAAAAAUUUCUGAUUGUUACAACACAACAAGACUGAUAUGUUAUCGAGAUUGCAAACCGAUGUGAGAUAAAUAACCAUCAAGAACUUAGAAUCGAUGGACAGCUGUUUAGCCCUAGUAUGUGACUACUUAGUAAUGAACAUCUACGACCCCUUACCAGAGGUUAAACCUAAGGCCUUGAACCUAGCGCGCGAUCGGUUAACCUCUAGAUCACUGAACCUGGAUUUCUUGGUAUACAAGACUAACUUCAGUCCAAUCUCUGGCGACUAUACUCCAUUGUUUGUUGUGGGUACCUUUCUCGCGUCUGACAUAGGUAAACUCUUGUGGUCACGAUUUCUGAUUGCAACUCCAGAAAUUCUCUUUCUAACCUAAUCACUAAUCAGCACAUGAUGUGGCUUGAUGUGUGGAAGAACAGUAACACUGUAGAUGAAACCUUACUUAUCGUUCCAAUACUGAUUUACCUUUUUAACAUUUCAGUUCAUAAAGAUAAACGUCUUUUGUAUUCAGGAAUAUCAUACCAUAUAAUAUUCACUAUCAUUAUUGCAUCUGUUCUUGAAUUUUUCAAUCUUUGCACUGACAAACUGUAAAUUAUAGCGCACCUCAUGAGCCAUAUUUGAUGUGACUAAUUCCAUUUGCCUUAUCAUUGUAAAUGGUUGUUUUAGUAUAUCUCUAUUCUAUUUGAUUCCGAACAAACUGAUUUAUGUAUAUACAAAAUAGCAAUGUUUCGAAAUCAUCUAUAAAUUUUCACACAAACAGAUGUGAUCAUUUGAAUCGUUUUAAUUGAUAGACUCUUCCUGUCUUAAAAAAUUUUGCCUUAAGAUUUUCGACCGUUUUCUUCUCUGAAGAGUCAUGUGAACUAUCUUAUGUCUUACUGUUUAAAUUCAAAAUAAACAUCUACAUUUUUCACAGAAG